AUGCCCGGCCCCGAGCUGAGGACGGAGAGCCCGGAGGACAAAUCCCCCCGUGAGACCCUGGUGGGAGAGGCCGUUUUGAAGGGCUCCCCGGCGCAGGAAGGCAGCGGGGAGGAAAAGGGCCGGAGAUCCCCCCGCAGGAGGGGCUCCAAAGCCAGCCCAGGGUGCUCUGAGGAGGAAAGAGCCAGCCUGUGCUGGGAAGGUGGCCAGAGCUUGAACCAGAGCAAUGACCUGGUGGUCCCUGAGCAGCCUCCAAGCAGGGAGAAGCCCUUCAGGUGCUUGGAAUGUGGGAAGAGCUUCAGGAAAAGCUCCAACCUCCUCACCCACCAGCACAUCCACACUGGGGAACGGCCCUACACAUGUAGGGUAUGUGGGAAGAGCUUCAGGGACAGCUCCAGCCUGAUCCGACACCAGCGCAUCCACACUGGGGAACGACCCUACUCGUGUGGGGAAUGUGGGAAUAGUUUCAGGGACAGCUCUGACCUGAUCCGACACCAGCGCAUCCACUCUGGGGAACAGCCCUACAUGUGCUUGGAAUGUGGGAAGAGGUUUCAGACCAGCUCCAAUCUCCUUGUGCACCAGCGGACGCACACGGAUGAGAGGCCCUUCCGCUGCACCGACUGCGGGAAGGGCUUCAACCGGAACUCCCACCUCAUCACCCACCGGCGCAUCCACACCGGGGAGAAGCCCUACAAGUGUGGGGAGUGUGGGAAGAGCUUCUCCCACAGCUCAACCUUGAACAGACACCAACAGACCCACCAGUAAGGGAAGCCCUACAACUGCCCUGACUGUGGGAAGAGCUUCAGCCGCUGCUUCCACCCUGAAUAA
Manacus vitellinus (golden-collared manakin) is the source of this 825-nucleotide messenger RNA. Its product is annotated as gastrula zinc finger protein XlCGF49.1-like. Gene Ontology annotation, biological process: regulation of transcription by RNA polymerase II. The transcript is spliced from 2 exons. NCBI's taxonomy places the organism in Eukaryota, Metazoa, Chordata, Aves, Passeriformes, Pipridae. The record is from RefSeq and is a predicted model, not a curated record. Gene Ontology annotation, molecular function: DNA-binding transcription factor activity, RNA polymerase II-specific; RNA polymerase II cis-regulatory region sequence-specific DNA binding.